GUCACGGGGUCAAAGGGCGUGCCGGCUUCCGCUUCCAUCACUGUUUCGGGCCGCUCAGCCGUCUCUGAGGCAACGCGGGGCUGAGGCGGGCUCCCUUCGGGUCGUGAGGUUGUCAAGAAAGGUUGAACAGAUAAAAAGAUGAAGCUUUACAGUCUAAGUGUUCUUUACAAAGGUGAUCCCAAAGUGCACUUACUGAAAGCUGCUUAUGAUAUCUCAUCAUUUAGCUUCUUCCAGAGAUCCAGCGUUCAAGAAUUUAUGACCUUCACAAGUCAACUGAUUGUAGAACGUUCAGAGCUUGGAAGCAGAGCUUCUGUAAAGGAACAAGAAUACCUCUGCCAUGUUUAUGUACGGAAUGAUGGUUUGGCUGGAGUGGUAAUUGCAGAUCAUGAAUAUCCAUCCCGGGUUUGUUUCACAUUGUUGGAUAAGGUACUUGAUGAAUUCUCUAGGCAAGUUAAUAGGAUAGACUGGCCUUCUGGAUCUCCAACAACGAUAACCUAUACAGCAUUGGAUGGAUACCUUAGUAAAUAUCAGAAUCCUCGUGAUGCCGAUGCAAUGACAAAAGUACAAGCCGAAUUGGAUGAGACCAAAGUUAUCCUGCACAAUACAAUGGAGUCCUUGUUAGAACGAGGAGAGAAACUGGAUGACUUAGUGGCCAAGUCAGAGAUUCUUGGAAAUCAGUCAAAAGCCUUUUACAAAACUGCCCGGAAGCAGAAUUCAUGCUGUGACAUCAUGUGACUCCAUCCACCGUGUACCUUCACCACCGCUUUGGACUAUCUGGAUUGGAUUGGAUUUCAUGACUCCUGGAGAGAGGCAGCAGCACCUACAUGUAACUACAGCAGCAGCUGAUGUUCCCAGAUUCAGCCGUCACAGCCACACUGGAGGCAAGAAAUAGGCUACCAUGUUGGGGGGGCUCCAUGAAAUUGAAACCUUAUUUGAAAAAAAGAACUUUCAUGGCAAGAGUGUAUCUGGGAUAUUAGGUUGGUGACACAAAGGGAGUUGAGAAUGGAUCCUGGUGCUUACACACAUUCCUGUUUUGGUCAUUGGCUGAUAUCUGUGUGGGGAUUUGCUGCUCUCCUUUCCAAAACUACAAACAGAUGUAGACUCGUGCAUACUUAAGAGUAAGAAAAAGAGUUUGGCCAUCUGGAAAUGCCUUUUUUCCAGGAUUUGCAUAGUGUCCUUGUGUCUUAAAAUGUUGGGUGCUGAUUUUUGGAAGUGAAGCAAAACCCAAUCCGUUUUGAACCCAUUCAGAAUUGUUCAAAGAACAUGGAUCUCUGCGUUCUGCAUGAAAAAAAGAAAAAAGAUCUCUAAUGCAGCUCAAGAACUGAUUAUACUUUGUAAUAUAGAAUUAUACUUUACUCCAAAGAAGUGGGAAAGCGGUUUUAGGACUAAUAUAGAUAUGUACAUGCUUUUAAGUUUUCUCUUGAUUUUAGGUGGGAAACUUCUUCCCAACCUUCCCAAACCAAGAAUUUGUUUUGUUUUUGCCAAGGAUAUAAGUAGCAGCAUUUAGCUCCCUCUUUUAUCCGGUAUCGUUGCCACUGAUCAAACCCAGGAUUUCAGUUGCUCUUGGAUAUUCCAGUUUGUUUAGGUUGGGUUUAUUGAUGAAAAGCUGGCAACUCAUCUAAGCUGAUGGUUUGGUGAUACUACACCAUUCAGCAGGACGCGGAAUGAAUGGGGAGCUGUAUUGCAAUCCCGGGAUACCUUCCCACUCUAUGUAUUAUGGCUGCUGUCCUGAUGAUGAACCUGCCCUGGUAAGCAGCCCUCCUUGAACAUGCUGCCUUCAAAAGAAUAAGCUGCUGUUUUACACUCGCCAUUAUACCAGAGCCUUGUAGAGUAUGAGCUAUCCUGUAUUGGGUCUCAGUGUGUUCGUUGCUGCAACCACGCAGCUUGGCGUUGUCUUGUGGUGUCUUUGGCCAAGACUGUAUUCUCCCAUGGUCGGAGAAUUUGUCCCUGCUGGUUUUGUGUAAGUGUAGGAAAUGUUAUUUAAUGCUUUUGUCUUUCUGUCAGUGGCAUCUCGGCUCUAAGGCCCAUUCUGUCUUUUGUAGGGUGGAGGCCAGGGUGGGUAGGGUUACCGUUCUACAGCUGUAUUUCUGCCUUCCUUCCCAAUGUUUUGCUUUAUUGUAAGUGGGUUGGACAUGUCUGCACACCAUGUCCCUUAAAGUCAGCUGAUCCCCAACCAGGAGUCCUUUGUGAAGCAAUUCAGCUAGGCAAUAGGAAAAACAUGUCACUUGGAGCUUUUGCCCUUCAAUGGCAUGUUUGUGCACACCCACCCAUGGUGGAAUGAUCACUCCUCCGAUAUAUUAAUCCAGUAGGGACAGAUGUCCAUCUUCUAGGCUGAAGAUGUAACAUCUUGGGCACAGCUUUCCUAACUCCGUUGAUAAACUGACAUCACUCACUGAGCCAUCUCUCCAUUCCAGAAGAGAGACGUAAAAAACCAGGAAGUUGUCCUUGCCCAUUAGCAAGGAACCAGUUAGUGCCAAGAAGACAAAAUGCCAGAAUGACAAAAGGCAAUUUAAGGCAAAGUUGAAGGUUCCUGAUGUGACUCUGAGAAAUUGUAUUUAUGGCUUGCAUUGUUCCUUUCUUAAAACGUGUCCGUCAUGCACAGUUGCAUCAGCUCUUGAUAACUUAUUGAGCCAACUUCCGUGCAAUUUAUAUAUAUUCAUCAACUUAGUCAGUACAGUAAAGUGGAACAAGUCAGCAACCUGGGGUUUGAACACAUUUCUGUUUGACUGGGUACUUCUUGGGACUUGACAACUUGGCUACUUUGCUUUGUGAGGUCUUUUUUGGGGGAAGACACCUGGUUGAAAGAACUCGUGCAGAGGCUGCCUUGGCAGAUCUGAUGCAGCACCCUUGUGGUGCCAGAAAUCACCAGCCUUAAUUCUUUUUCUUCCUCCAAUGUCUGCUUCAGAUGCAUCAACCUAAGGGCUGUCGUAUUUUCUGUGAAGUCCAUUUCUGCAGUGGUCAGUUCCUUGUGGACUGUUAACUUUCCUCCGAAAGAUUAAGAGGGUAGGUGGAACACUGCAGUGAGUUUCGCUACUACUUGCUGUAAAAGAAAAUGAGUCCUCCUCCUCUCAUUCUGUGAUUUGAAAUGUACAGUACUCUAGAAACUUGCUUGCAUUAUAUUUUUUUUGCCCCUUAGGCUCAUGAAUUCCUAACCUCUUUCUAAUGUGGAAGCUUUUACUAAAGAUUGUAUUUUAAUAAAUAUUGCUUAAUGUCUGUAUGUACUGGUUAUUGGAAUAUAUCUAUAAAGUUGUCACUUGAUCAUCUAGAAUUGGUUGUGUCUUAUUAACUCUGGGGGGAUUUUAGUUGGUCAUAUUUCUCACAGGGGUGCAAUUGUUAGAUAU
Notechis scutatus (mainland tiger snake) is the source of this 3341-nucleotide messenger RNA. It is a transcript of the gene YKT6, whose product is annotated as YKT6 vesicular SNARE protein. Lineage: Eukaryota; Metazoa; Chordata; Lepidosauria; Squamata; Elapidae. The record is from RefSeq and is a predicted model, not a curated record. Gene Ontology annotation, molecular function: SNAP receptor activity. Gene Ontology annotation, biological process: endoplasmic reticulum to Golgi vesicle-mediated transport. Gene Ontology annotation, cellular component: Golgi apparatus.